AAAAAACAACAAACCAAAACCAUCGACGAUGAAGCCAUCCAAGCUCCCCCAACCUCAGACGUUCCUCAAGAGCUACCACAACCUGCAACUGGGUCUGACCAUCCCAAGCCGACUAUCGAUCUCUCACUCAAUCUUAUAUCAUCCCCCAGCUCAAGCUGUACUACAAAUUAGAACCUCCCGUCUACCGAUCACUCGAACAUAUCUUAACCAGCCACUCUCAACCUGUCACUACUUCAGUUCCACCCCGACAACACUCAGCCAAUCAUCGUCCAAGACUCGCACCUUACAACCAUUCCUGCUGGCUGAUAUUGGCGAAGGCAUCACAGGAUGUGAAAUCGUCAAAUGGCUAGUUACACCAGGUCAAACGGUGGCAGAAUUCGAUCCAAUAGCUGAAGUUCAGUCUGAUAAAGCGACCGUUGAAAUCACAAGUCCAUACGACGGCAUAGUCGAAAGUUUGGUGGGUCAAACCGGACAGGUCGUCAAGGUUGGAGAACCACUCUGUAUGAUCCUGGUGGACUCUGAACCAGUACUACAACAACCAUCCCCACCUGAAAACUAUCAAGAGCAAGAACAAGAUCAAUUCGAUAGCUUGGUCAAAACGAAAGCAAAACAAAUCAAAGAGGACCACUCGGUAGCACACGAUCAUCCACUCUCAGCUUCGAAUCAGGAUGAUCAAAGGGUUCAGGUACAUUCCACUCCCGCCGUCCGCAGAUUGGCUCGUGAGCAUCAGUUGGAUAUUACCACCAUCAGAGGUACUGGGAAAGAAGGGCGAGUGACGAAAGAGGACGUGAUCAACCAUUUGGGGCAGGUCACUGAUUCAACUUCAAGCCAACAGGCAGGAAGAACGCUGACUGAAGAACCAAGCCAACCUCCAAUGAAAACUUCUCGAGUCCUCAAAGAACCCUUUGGGGCCGUAAGACAGGCCAUGUUCAGAGGAUUGACCCAAUCACUGCGGAUCCCACAUUUUGGUUAUUACGAUCAAGUCGAUGUGACCGAACUAGAGAGACUUCGACAAGCACUCGUCAAAAACCAUCCCAACUCUCGAAUCACUUUACUCAGUUUAUUUACCAAGAUCCUAGGAAAGGCGAUGAUCAAAAACGAACUGUUUAGAUCGACACUAUCCAACGACGAUCCGCCUCAAUUCAUCAAGCGGCAAAGCUGUGAUAUCUCGAUAGCCGUCGAUAGUCCGGCGGGUCUAUUGACCCCUCUGAUUCCUUCAGUCGAGUCGAAAUCUGUCCUCGAAAUCGCAGAUCAUAUCACCCGUCUUCGUCAGUUUAUCAGUCAGUCUUCUCCUGAUAAAAUCCCACGAAUCCCCGACGAAUUGGGUGGUAACCGAUCGGGUACUUUAACGAUUAGCAAUAUUGGAAUCAUCGGUGGUACUUAUACACACCCGGUGAUUCCGCCCACUGGACAGCUGGCGAUUGGCGCGAUAGGCUCGAUCAAAGUGCGACCAGAGUACGCAGCGAGCGACAAAGAACUAGCCAAGGCGUAUGCGAUCGACCCUCAUUCGGCCCCAACUCCUGAGUUUAGAAUCGAGCCGAGGUUGAUCGUCGAGGUCUCCUUUACCGCCGAUCAUCGGGCCGUCGAAGGCGUCGAAUUGGCUCGAUUGGUCCAGACUUUUAAGCAGUAUUGUCAAGCUCCCAGCCUUCUACUCGCUGAACUUGUUUGAAUCCCCCCCCCCCCUUUCACUUUGGUUCCUCUCUAGCAUGUAUAUGAUAUUGUAAAGUUAAACUGGUCUAUACGCAUAUUUAUAUAUUGACCAUCUGGCUACACAGGCACUUUCUGUAAAUGCUGUUUUAUCUACGUUUUUUGUUCCAUGAUAAGUCGAUUCCUGUGUUUUUAUAUGUAUUAAUCCCGCAAUAACAAUGCAAUCAUGAGUAGUCCAUUAAGUGUUGUC
This is a messenger RNA of Puccinia graminis f. sp. tritici CRL 75-36-700-3, 1897 nucleotides long. RefSeq lists its product as uncharacterized. Gene Ontology annotation, molecular function: lipoic acid binding; acetyltransferase activity. The coding region runs from base 29 to 1669 and encodes 546 amino acids. Gene Ontology annotation, cellular component: cytoplasm; mitochondrion. Lineage: Eukaryota; Fungi; Basidiomycota; Pucciniomycetes; Pucciniales; Pucciniaceae. The transcript has 3 exons. The record is from RefSeq and is a predicted model, not a curated record.